AUGCCUUUGGCAUGUUUCGAUAUAGUAAUAAAUAGAUGGUGGUUAUGUUGGGUCACACAAUCCAUCUCUCAUUCAGUCACAAAAUGGAAGGGAUGGAAGGGAUUCAUCUCAACUUUUUUUAGUGCCUAUCCGAUUACUCUCUCAUUUUGCCCAAUGCUUGAAGCUUUCUCGGCUUUUACCUCCCUCCCCCUCUUCCCCCUCAAUUCAUUUUCCCGCACAUUCAGCCAGUCAGUCUCCCUCCCAUGUUUGGCAGCGCACUCUCCUUUCAAUUUUUUCCAUUCCAUUCGCUCCGCUCAUUUUCUAUUUUUUUUUCUACUACUUUUUAUAAACCAACUGCUCAUUCAUCCCCCCUUAAACAUUCUCAUCAGUGCCAAAAAAGCUUUUCAGCGAUAG
Molecule: messenger RNA, 393 nt
Organism: Meloidogyne enterolobii
Lineage: Eukaryota; Metazoa; Nematoda; Chromadorea; Rhabditida; Meloidogynidae
Source: the annotation of a GenBank genome assembly